AUGGCCUGGAGAGAUGUGUAUCCAGUUCUGAUUCAACUGGAUCAAAUCUCGGUGAAUCCAGGUACGAGGGACCAGAUUUGCUGGAAGGAAGGGAAUAAGCUUCUUGAUUUUUCUUCAUCAAAUGUUUGGCAUUCGGUUCGUAUUAGAGAGCAGGAAGUUAAUUGGGUUAAGAUUGUAUGGUUUCCCCAGUGCAUCCCUAAACAUGCGUUUCUUAUGUGGUUGAUUUUGCGUCGCAAACUGCUGACUCAGGAUAAAAUUCUGCAGUGGGAUUUCUCAAGACAGAAGAACAUGAACAUGGUGUGUUGCGUAUUGUGCUAUGCGGAUGUUGAUUCCCAUGAUCAUCUUUUCUUUGAAUGCAAGUUUUCUACGCAAAUUUGGAAUAAGGUUAGACACAAGGUUUGUAUGAAUAGUGUUGAUUCCAAGUGGAGCGCUAUUAUGAACUGGCUGUUGGAUCGUGCUCAGUCAAAAUCUGCGGCGAGUUAUGUUAGCAGGUUGCUUGUUGCUACGGUUGCUUAUUUCAUAUGGCAGGAGCGGAAUGCUAGAUUUUUCAAGAACCAAACGAGACCUCCGGACACCAUUUGUGAGCUAAUUGUCAAGACUAUUCGAUACAAGCUUAUGGGAGUUAAAUUCAAGGAUUGUGCGAAGAUUAGGAGGAUGCUUGGAGCUUGGAUAUUGGUGGAGCUGGAGAUAUUGAUGAUGGGAGUUAAUUGA
Messenger RNA from Helianthus annuus (common sunflower), 711 nucleotides. RefSeq lists its product as uncharacterized. The record is from RefSeq and is a predicted model, not a curated record. The transcript has a single exon. Bases 1 to 711 code for a protein of 236 amino acids. Lineage: Eukaryota; Viridiplantae; Streptophyta; Magnoliopsida; Asterales; Asteraceae.